This is a messenger RNA of Arabidopsis thaliana (thale cress), 1677 nucleotides long. Its product is annotated as O-Glycosyl hydrolases family 17 protein. Gene Ontology annotation, cellular component: plasma membrane; membrane. The transcript has 4 exons. Gene Ontology annotation, molecular function: glucan endo-1,3-beta-D-glucosidase activity; hydrolase activity, hydrolyzing O-glycosyl compounds. Gene Ontology annotation, biological process: carbohydrate metabolic process. Bases 155 to 1591 code for a protein of 478 amino acids. The record is from RefSeq and is marked reviewed. Lineage: Eukaryota; Viridiplantae; Streptophyta; Magnoliopsida; Brassicales; Brassicaceae.
CCAAGUUCCAAGAACCAAUCACAAAGCAUAUUAUUCACCGUCAAGCUCAAUCAGAGAAAGAUCAAAGCUUAAAACUUUUUUUCCGGAAAAGUUAAAGAGAGAAAAAAGAAUCAAUCUUUUUGCUUGACGAUUGUUACUCUCAGUGGAAAGGACGAUGAAUCUGUUGGCCUUCGUCGUUGGAUUUGGAAUCAUGGGUAUUGUUAUGGUAGAUGGGCUAGGUGUCAACUGGGGAACAAUGGCUACACAUAAGCUUCCACCAAAGAAAGUGGUUCAAAUGCUUAAGGACAAUAACAUUAACAAAGUUAAGCUUUUUGAUGCGGAUGAGACCACUAUGAGUGCACUUUCUGGCUCUGGUCUUGAAGUUAUGGUUGCUAUUCCUAAUGAUCAGCUUAAGGUUAUGGGAAGUUAUGACCGAGCUAAAGAUUGGGUUCAUAAGAAUGUCACUCGUUAUAACUUCAAUGGUGGUGUCAAUAUCACGUUUGUAGCUGUUGGAAAUGAGCCAUUCCUCAAAUCAUACAAUGGAUCAUUUAUAAACCUCACAUUCCCUGCACUUCAAAACAUCCAAAACGCUUUGAAUGAAGCUGGACUAGGAAGCUCCGUCAAAGCGACAGUCCCUUUAAACGCGGAUGUCUACGAUUCACCAUCAAGCAACCCUGUGCCAUCUGCAGGAAGAUUCCGUCCUGAUAUCAUCGGUCAAAUGACUCAGAUUGUUGACUUUCUUGGCAAUAACAGUGCACCCAUCACCAUUAACAUCUACCCUUUCUUAAGCCUCUAUGGGAAUGAUGAUUUUCCACUCAAUUACGCCUUCUUUGAUGGUGCUAAACCAGUAGAUGACAAUGGUAUUGCUUACACAAACGUUUUCGAUGCCAAUUUCGACACUUUGGUAUCGGCUUUGAAAGCUGUUGGUCAUGGAGAUAUGCCAAUCAUCGUUGGAGAAGUCGGUUGGCCAACAGAGGGUGACAAACACGCAAAUAGUGGCAGUGCUUACAGAUUCUACAACGGUCUUUUACCAAGGCUUGGGGAAAACAGAGGCACUCCACUGAGACCAACCUACAUUGAGGUAUACUUGUUUGGAUUACUUGAUGAGGAUGCGAAAAGUAUAGCACCGGGAGAGUUUGAACGCCACUGGGGAAUAUUCAAAUUCGACGGGCAACCAAAGUUUCCUAUAGAUCUAUCAGGUCAAGGACAGAACAAGUUGUUGAUUGGUGCCGAGAACGUGACGUAUCAACCUAAGAAGUGGUGUAUGUUUAAUACAGAAGCCAAAGAUUUGACAAAACUCGCUGCUAACAUAGAUUACGCCUGCACUUUUUCGGAUUGCACUGCGCUUGGUUACGGGUCUUCUUGCAAUACUCUUGAUGCAAAUGGGAACGCUUCAUAUGCGUUUAACAUGUAUUUUCAAGUAAAGAACCAGGAUGAGGAUGCUUGUAUCUUCCAAGGUUUGGCCACCAUUACCACAAAGAAUAUAUCUCAGGGACAAUGCAAUUUCCCUAUUCAGAUUGUUGCUUCCACAGCUUCUUCAUUUUCUUCUUCUUUGGUUUUGUUGAUCGCUGGAGUUUGGUUUCUCUUAUCAGGAGUGAUGUUUGAGGUUUAGAUUAGUGAUGUUUUUGAGGACUUAUUUUUGUGGAUAUGGAAACUAUAUGUUUUGUCCAUGUAUUAAAUUGCAUAAUAUGGUAAAAU